Molecule: messenger RNA, 1083 nt
Organism: Cyclospora cayetanensis
Lineage: Eukaryota; Apicomplexa; Conoidasida; Eucoccidiorida; Eimeriidae
Exons: 5
Coding region: 1-1083 (360 amino acids)
Biological process (GO): protein processing
Molecular function (GO): metal ion binding
Source: RefSeq, a predicted model, not a curated record
AUGGUGCAGCGGAUCGAGGCCGUCAUCUUGGAGUGCUUGUCUGACUUGUCUGUCUCUGGGUUCUCCCCCGCGGCUAUCGACGCAGCCUUGAACACAGUGGAGUUUCGACGCCGAGAAUUUCCCAGAGGUCCGACGCUGCCCAGGGGUCUUAUGUUUACAAGACUGAUGGCAGCGGACAUGAACUACCACAGGGAUCCUUUGCUUUCCAUACAAUUUGAGAAGGCUUUGGGGCACAUUAAGAAGGCCCUCAACAAAGGCGAACGCGUCUUUGAGAAGCUCAUUACACAGUCAGACCUGUUGAAGGCGAGUACCACGAAGGCUGCGGAAAGAGAAGCAGCUGAAAGGGAUGCCCUACAGGCGGCGCGCGCCACAAUGGGAUCCGAGGAGUUGAUGGCGAUCGCACAGACGCAAAAGGCACUUCAGGAGAAACAGGUAUUACCAGAGACAUUUGACAAUCGACAUGCAUGGCUCAAAAAACUAGAAACUAGAGCGGCAUGGGGCCCAGAGGCUCUAGUCUUUGAAGGGCUUGUGCUUUGGCUGUAUUUCUGUCUGGUAUUUAUAGCUCGAUCAAUACUGCAUGCUAAGAUAACAUGUUUUGCUCAAGCGUGUUUAUAUCCGUGCCUUGGAUGCUAUGCCGCUCUGCUUCUGCUUUGUCUACUAUACGGACUGUUCCUGCAGGAGGCCGAGAAGAUUCCUAUCCAUGUAGAUUCUGUCGGUUCUGUGCCACUGGUAACGCACGACCUACCAACUUCGGGUCUCGUGUACAUCGAUGUGGCUCUAUCACUUGAUGCUUUGACCUUGGAGGAGAUCCAGUAUCUUCCCUUACUUGGCAGCAUGCUGACCGAGGCGGGUACAGAACAGCUUCCCCCCGAGGACCUGCUGCCCCUCAUAGGGCAACACACUGGUGGCAUCUCAGCCUCAUUUGCUGCCACUCCCGUACCAUCCGUCCCCUACACCGUCCCGGAACCUGUACAAGCAAAGGGAUUUUUAUUCCUGAGCGGAAAGUUACAAGCAGGGCAUACGUGUGGUGCUUAUCUUCACAGACCUGGUUGGGUAGCUUAUUAUGGUGGCGCCGCAGCUUAG